AUGGCCGACGGCGAGCCGGAGGCGCCGGCAGAGGAUAAACAUCCAUUCCCGGAGGCGUCGUCAGCCGAGAUGGAGAAGCACCCGCCGCCGGAAGCCCCCGAGGCGUCUCCGGCCGAGACGAAGCCAGAGAAGAAGGCGGUGACGGAGACGCAGGUGAAGGAGGUGAGCAAGUCGGGGCCGAAGGAGAUAGAGAAAGAGGUGAAGGUGAAAGUGGAGAAGGAGAACGAAAAUGUGGAGAUCGAGGCGACGCUGCGGCCGACCGGAGCUGGGACGGAGGCUCCCCCCAUCCUUGCGGUGCCGAUGUUGGCCGUGCCGUGCUUCAUAGCUCCUCCAGGGUUUGCGGGCCAGUUUGCAAUGAGCCAUCAAGCAGCUUUGGCAAGUGUUACAGCUCAGGCACAUAUACAAUUGCAAUCACCAGCCUCAUCUGCAUAUUCAGAAGGGCUGCCGAGUCCAUUUCCACAUCCUAUAACACCUAAAGCUAUUCGGCCACUGCAGCAAGCACCAUCAGUAACUCAAGGAAGUAUUGGAAGACCAAUUGCAGAGAGGCCAUCCUCAUCUGAGUCAAAAUUGCAACAUCAUGCAGCUGUAAAUAUUGUGGGUGAUGGCUUCAAUUGGAGGAAAUAUGGUCAGAAGCAAGUGAAAAGUAGUGAUAAUUCUAGGAGCUACUAUAGAUGCACAAAUUCAAGUUGUUUGGCCAAAAAGAAAGUUGAGCAUUGUCCUGAUGGCCGUGUUAUAGAAAUCAUAUAUAGAGGAGCACACAGUCAUGAACCACCACAGAAGACCAGAUUUGUAAAAGAGAGGUCGCUUCAUAUUUAUGUUCCCCCCAUACGUGAUGGAACUCUGCAACUUGUGAACACUGAAAUUGUGGAAUCCCGUACACCGACAUGUAAAUUAAACCAGAGUGCUGCCAUCGAAAAUUCUGAACAGCAGCUCUUUUGCUCAAGUGAUUGUGAAGGGGAUGUUGGUAACAAGUCAGAAGAUGAACAUCGUAGUGCAGAGUCGCAGCCAAAGCGAAGGAUAGUUGAAGCCACAACAUCUAACUUAACUCCAGUUCUCCGAACUGUCAGGGAGAGAAAGAUUAUCGUGCAGGCUGGGAAGAUGAGCGAUGGGUACAGAUGGCGUAAGUAUGGGCAGAAAAUUGUGAAGGGAAAUCCAAACCCCAGGAGCUAUUACCGCUGCACACAUGAUGGGUGCCCUGUCCGUAAGCAUGUCGAAAAAGCACCAGAUGACAUAAACAAUAUGGUAGUAACCUAUGAAGGUAAGCACAAUCAUGGUCAACCAUUUAGAAGCAGCAACGAAUCAAGGGAUGAAUCCGUCUCUGUGAUCACUCCAGCAAUGACAACCACUGAGCAACCCAGUACAGUGUCUUCAACAUCGGGUCAGAAGCUUCCAACCAGCACAGAGAAGGCCGCUGACAGUGAGUCCACCAUGGACACAACUUUAGAACUUGGAGGUAAGAAGCCACCAGAGAGCGCACAAACCCCGCGCAGCAUGAAAAUUAAUCCAGACGGCCUGAAGAAUCCCCUCCUGAAAGAUACUUCUGCAGCAGUUCCUGUCCAAAACAAUUAA
Messenger RNA from Triticum turgidum subsp. durum (durum wheat), 1569 nucleotides. Lineage: Eukaryota; Viridiplantae; Streptophyta; Magnoliopsida; Poales; Poaceae. The record is from the annotation of a GenBank genome assembly.